AUGUCUGAUAUUCAAUUGGAAAUACUUCAAAAAGUCGACAAGUUGGGACAAAUCGAUUCUACAUCUGAGGUUUACCCAGAUAUCGAUUCCCAGACUAUGGCUUCUUACUUGAACUCAUUGAAGUCUCAUGAUAAAAUCGAUUUUUCGAAGCAGGACACCAUCUUUUACACUUUGACGAAAGAAGCAGAAGAUAUUGUUGCAAAUGGUUCUCACGAGGUGAAACUUUUGCAAUUGAUUGAUAAGUUUGGUCAACUUAAGAUUAAGGAUGUUUCCACGCAUAUGGGUGCCGAUGGGAAGGUUGGCCAAGCCAGAGCCUUUAAGAACGGAUGGAUUGUCAAGACACCAGAAAACGAACUAAAGGUCAGCGACAAGGUCAGCGACGUCGCUCAAGUCAAGGACCAAACCAAGGAACAACUAGAGAAGAUCAAGAAGAACGAUCUAGCCGGAAUUAGCGAUAAGGAUAUCAAUGACUUGAAGAAGAGAAAAUUGAUUACCCCAAGAAAGGAAACCACUUUCAAAGUUGUCAAAGGUAAGGACUUCUCCACUGAGUUGGCCAAGUUGGAAACCGAUAUCACUUCCGAAAUGGUUGCUACUGGUUCCUACAAGGACUUGAAGUUUAAGGAAUUUAACUUCAACUCCCAAGGUAUCGACCCUCAAUCUGGUGCUCUACAUCCAUUGAACAAGGUCAGAGAGGAAUUCAGACAAAUCUUUUUCUCUAUGGGUUUCACUGAAAUGCCAUCCAACCAAUACGUUGAAACUGGUUUCUGGAACUUCGACACUUUGUUCGUGCCACAACAACAUCCUGCUCGUGAUUUACAAGACACAUUUUAUUUAAAGGAUCCUAUCAAGAGUGGAAUGCCAGACGACAGAGAAUACAUUAAUAACAUCAAGGCUGUUCACGAAACUGGUAAAUUCGAUUCUAUUGGUUACCGUUACAACUGGAAAGAAGAAGAGUGUCAAAAACUUGUUUUGAGAACACAUACCACUGCCAUCUCUGCUGCUAUGCUCCAUAAGUUAGCCAAGGAUCCAAAACCAACCAGAUUAUUUUCGAUAGAUCGUGUUUUCCGUAACGAAGCGGUUGAUGCUACACAUUUGGCCGAAUUCCAUCAAGUUGAAGGUGUUUUGGCCGAUUACAAUAUAACACUAGGUGACUUAAUUCAAUUCAUGGAAGAUUUCUUCGCCAAGAUGGGUGUUACUGGUUUACGUUUCAAGCCUACUUACAACCCUUACACUGAACCAUCCUUGGAAAUUUACUCAUGGCAUGAAGGUUUAGGAAAAUGGGUCGAAAUCGGUAACUCCGGUAUGUUCAGACCAGAAAUGUUGGAAUCCAUGGGCCUACCAAAGGAUAUGAGAGUUUUGGGUUGGGGUUUGUCUUUAGAAAGACCUACAAUGAUUAAGUACAAGGUUCAAAAUAUUAGAGAACUUUUGGGUCACAAGGUCUCCCUAGAUUUCAUCGAAUCCAACCCAGCUGCUAGAUUGGAUGAAGAUUUGUACGAAUAA
This is a messenger RNA of Kluyveromyces marxianus DMKU3-1042, 1500 nucleotides long. RefSeq names its product phenylalanine--tRNA ligase subunit alpha (gene FRS2). Lineage: Eukaryota; Fungi; Ascomycota; Saccharomycetes; Saccharomycetales; Saccharomycetaceae. The record is from RefSeq and is a predicted model, not a curated record. Gene Ontology annotation, cellular component: phenylalanine-tRNA ligase complex; cytosol; cytoplasm. Gene Ontology annotation, molecular function: ATP binding; tRNA binding; phenylalanine-tRNA ligase activity. The coding region runs from base 1 to 1500 and encodes 499 amino acids. Gene Ontology annotation, biological process: phenylalanyl-tRNA aminoacylation. The transcript has a single exon.